AGCUCUACAGGAAUGCUGUCUUAAAUGUAGCUAGCCCCCUGCAUUGAUACCGGCUAGUUUUCACCUCUAUCCCUAGGCUUAUCCCUCCGUUUAUGAUACAUAGGACUUGCCCUCCACUGAUAGGACCUGCUCCCAGUCCUCUAUCGCAGUGUCCCCUAAAACAAUUUGUAUUUGAUGUUAGAAGAUCUUCAUAUCUUCCAGCACUGUUCUCUUUGCUUCAAGGCUUAUUUAAUGUGUACUUACUUCAUGAUCAUGCAUUGGGUUGCACUUGCAGCGCUAGCGGGCAGCCCUUGUAUCGGAAAUUUGGAACUCCAACAAGGUCCUCGAACUUUAUGAUUUUCCCCUAGUGGCUUCUUUGAUGAUGAAGCCAUUGCUAAUAUUAGUUCACAGCUGCUAGAGCGAUAUCUUCACUCCGAGAGCGAUUUUCAUCAGUUCGAAAUUUCAAUAAGAACAUGGGGCCACGACGACCUAGUCGAAGCGGCGGUGGAAGAGACGCUUCAUCUGCACACUCAUCUUCGGCUGCUCCACCCUCAGCUCUAUCCUCCUUCGUGAGUGGCGUUGCCGAUAGCUCUAGGGGAUUUGCACGCCACGGCUUCGGGUUCAGCAAGACCCCGGAUUGGAGCACCUACCAUAGUACUACAUUCACGACCAGGGUGCCGCAUCCGACAUGCCCCUAUCAGAAUAGUUCACUCUUGUGGUGGUCGAAGAACACACCACCUCGUUUGAUUCAUCAUCUAAGCAGGAAUAUGCUGUCCGUGGUGUCCUCAUCCUCUUCGUCAUCAUCGCUCGACCACGAAAUUCCAGGCGUGUACAACGAAGAUGUCUUGUUGUACCUCGUUGAGGCUGGCGGUCUGGGCACUGGAGACGCGCCGUACGUAAGGAAGUUCAUCAACAUUAAGGCCCUACUUAAAUAUGAGUAUACUUAUGAGUAUUUAGACAUAAAGAAAAAGCCGUAGCGCCGGUAUCUCCCUGUCAAUGAAAAUAAUUUUGAUUUAGGUGUUUUUUAGUAUGUAGUACAUCAAGUCUGAAUUGCGGUCACGACGACCUCUAAGAACACAAUAGUGAAGCAGUCUUUCGUGACGUCGAGGUCGGGAAAUAAGCCCCUGGCGGUUUAUUGCGUCGCGGUGCAUAAACCGGGAGUUACUCCGAAAAACCGCACAAAGAACGGAAAAAGCGUGCCGUUUUCUGAUCCCAUGUACCUCCACGACAUCUGCUCGUUUCUACGAGCACGAUUCACUCCUAUCCGUCGUGGUGCGGAAGAGCGACCACUCAGAGAUGUUGAAGCUCACGUCGACGAGGAUCACCUUCAUCAUCGACACGACACUGCAACUGAUGCUGAUACCUCAGGCUCAACCUCCUCCAUACAACAGCUAGCAAAAGAGAGACCACGAGUGACAAGAAUGCCGCGUCUCUUUAUUGUCCCUGUCGGUUUUUCGAUUGGGGGAUUGUGUAUUUGCAAAGCCGUGCUCAUGUUAAGGCUAGAAGAAAUCCAUCUUCACAGGCAUCCACCUGAGACCGUUUUCAAGGGGAGAAAGGUCCUCGGAUGCGUCUCAAGAUGGAUAUCUCUUAGUUCUAAUCAUGGCAAGCGGAGUUCCCAAUGGCGAGCUGGAUGCGCCUACGACUGUUUCCGACGCACCUCAUAAGGAAGAUUACACAACUAAUGACGGUCGUACAACUAAUACAAUGACAUCAAUGACCAUGACAAGUGCUGCUGCAGCUGGCAUUUCGUCGGAAGGUGACACAGACGGAGGGAACAAGUUACCACGAUCAGUAGACAACCAGGAACAUGAGCAUGAUCAGGUGAACAAGUUGAAAAGUCCAUGGAACUGCGUGGUGUGUCUCGAUUUCCCUAUCGACCUGAUGGGGUUGGUGCACUACUACUCGCAGAAGUCCUUGUAUCGAUUAGACUGGCUUUUUGCCUGGACCUAUUUUGCUGUUGCGCGGGAAGGAAGGCAAAUGUUUCCACCUUCCUUCCUCGGACCAGCGAGAGGCGCGCCGCCUUCUUCUCGUGAAGCACAGGUUGACCACGAGCUUCUCGAAGAUCGUGUGCGAGAAGAGGAUCAAGAAGAUGGUGAUGGCCUACCUACAUCAAGUAGUGCAAGUACAACUACUUCUACGUCUACCUUGAGUAGAGCUGCUGCACCAGAUGAACAAGAAUCUUCUGAUCAUGGUGCACAAAAACCUUCAAGAAGGGAACAACGAGGACGAGGAGAAUAUCUUAAAAAUAACUACUACAAGCACCAAGGAGAUUCACAUAGACCCAUUAAGAAGAAGACUCCAACGUCAACUUCGACACAGCGAUCAGCAAGUUUUCACCCUCGUCUAUCGAAGUGGAGACUCGUGUCCAAGCGCAGGAGUCGAGCUGUCGUCGCAGCGUUAGCAAAGAACCGACCUGGAGGUUACAUAUACAUGCUGGACCAGGGUCGGGCUCACGCAGGCGGUCUUUCUCGGGAAGACUUCGCUCAUUCUAUGCGCGUCGUAGAUACUGAAAAACAUAAACCACCCUGUGUGUUGCUUUUCAACAAGAACAGUAGUAGUAACACGAAUUAUGCGACUUCGGGAUCACCUCCUUCAUCUUCCACACUUCGGGAAUUAUCGACUAACGCGACUCCUACGAACGAACAAGUCGCGAACGAUGACGUACGAUCGAACCGUCCUACUGUGCCAAGAGACAUGCUGAUUAUUUACAACGACAACGACCCGAUUGUCCCCCUGCCGCACCAGUUGAGCUCCUUUGUAGAGAAGGGGGAAGCAAGUCAAGGGCAACAGCAACAUGUGGAAGGAAAGGAAAGCAAAAAUCAUGAUCAUGAUCAUGCUAGAAGUGGAACUACAGCCGGAGUCAAGCACAUCGCUAGCAACGUAUGGCAGCUACCGCGGGGCGGUCAUUGUGGCGCUGUGUUUUUUUACCCAGAUUUACCAGCUCGUAUUCAUCAGUGGGUUCUACAAGCAUUGUGGAGGAGUACUACGGACGACAAUGAGGCGCCCAUGAGAACAAGGGUGUUUUUACCGUCAAAAUUGUAGACUGAUAGAAUUAGAAAUAGUAAGUAUCUUUUAUCUUAUAUAUUUAUAUACGUACAUAAUUACAGCUACAGGUAUUACACUUGUUUGAAGAUUUUUUUGAAGUUGAAGUUUCCGUUUCUAGGGCUGCAUCUGGUCAUUGACCACGUACCCAUGUUGAUAUUUCUUUGUUGAGGAGCAGACAGAGUGCGCAUCUCUUGCAUCAUUGAUACUAGCAUGUAUAGAUAAUCCUAAUUGUAAUUGUUUGUUCGUGGGCGAUGUGGUACGCCGCUUAAGUGUAUGAAAGGAAACCAACUUGAGGUCUUUUUGCAAAAAAUACUGGCUGAGUCCUCUGAGGCUCAAAUAUUCAAUCGUCCUGGAAAAGAAUCAUAACCUUUUCAUGACUGCUUGCAGUCUCGGAAGUCAAUGAUUUCUAGUUGUUAUAAAAAAAUUUUCAGCUCUAUGAUAAUUUUUGUGAUCGUGUUAGAAAAAGCUUUUUUACAACUUGUUGUCACCAUUAUUUCUUCGGCGACUUUGGUGAUGUUGAUCGCGAUUGAAAUCGCAUGUAUGAAUGCUAGAAAUAAGGAUUUUCUUUGUCGAUAUAUGAUAGAACUUUCAAUUCUACCAUGUGCACAGUUGUAAAUCCCCAUCCCGACAUUAGUAGAGGACCCUUGCUGCAAGGCUUCGUUCUGUACAACUUUCCAUUACGGUAAUUGAGUAGCGUCCUUCUCGUUGAGCAGGUUGGAGUACUCGUAGCUACAAACCUUCUGCGCAGGUUGGAGUACUCGUAGCUACUAAUGUUCUUGCUGGAAUUGUACCCGAAAAAUCUGAAGUGGUAUUGUGAAAUUGUCAAUGAGGUAAUUUUUAGGAGACAUGAUAUGGGCUGUCUAGAU
Messenger RNA from Amoebophrya sp. A25, 3890 nucleotides. The record is from the annotation of a GenBank genome assembly. Lineage: Eukaryota; Dinophyceae; Syndiniales; Amoebophryaceae.